Messenger RNA from Blastomyces dermatitidis ER-3, 1614 nucleotides. RefSeq lists its product as uncharacterized. The transcript has a single exon. NCBI's taxonomy places the organism in Eukaryota, Fungi, Ascomycota, Eurotiomycetes, Onygenales, Ajellomycetaceae. The record is from RefSeq and is a predicted model, not a curated record. The coding region runs from base 1208 to 1576 and encodes 122 amino acids.
CUCUGUAUUAAAUUCUAAUUUCAAGCGUAUUCGCACUGUUUACUUUUCCGACUCUUAUUCACCCGCAUGUAACUACUCCGCACAACGCAUGUCAAAGUCGCCCAUAACCUGCCAGGACGACGCCUACUACGACUUAUGCAAAUUUUGCGGUUCGAACUUCGGUUCGAUUCAACAACCACGGACUUCUAUCUCCUCUCCCCAUCCCUUGGUUGCCCGAAUAGUUGAUCUGUCAAGAACUGAGUAAUCCCAUUACUGCGACUUCACACUUCAAUUGCGUGAUUACUGCUUAAUGAUUUCCCCUCGUUAUUGUUGACUGUUCAAAUAACUCCGCUUAUGAAUAAGAUGGCCAUUAUUAUUCAGCGAAAGUGAUGACAUAUUCCAUUUCGCCCUGUGAGGCUGUGACGGAGAUAACCAUACAGCGUGUGUUCUCAUGAUGAAUAAUCAACAAGGACGCAAAAACCAACCCAUGCACGCGAAACAUGCUCAUUUUUCUUCCAAUUAAUUAUCAUCACUAAAAUAAAAGUAAACGACCCCGCUCUUCUCUAAACAUCAGUGCUUCAUUUCAUAUUUCAUUCAAUCUCUCGAGAUCAAAAAAGAGAAUCUGUAGCAAGAAUCACAUUGCUAACCCUUUCCCUUCCCGUGAUCGCCGGAGUGGAGUUAUGGAGUUAUGCACCCCCCACCUGGUAAAAAAUGCUAUCUUUUUUUUGCGCCUUAAAUCCUAGGAGGGGAUGGGAAGAAUAACAAGUAAUACUAUGACCUAGAAGAAUCUACCAACAUCUUCGCACAUCGACCGCCUUCUCUACAUUCCUUAAUCAUUGAUUUUCUUAAAACCCCUGUUCAAGCGCGUAUAUGAAAACAAACCCCCCCCCCCAUCUCAGAGAUCACUUCGCGGAUGAAUUGACAGCAAAAUGACAUAACUUAGUUAAUAACCUUGCUGCAUAAUUGAGUAAUCUAUGCAGGCGCAAUCUCCCCGCCUAACUCAACUUGCUUAACGUCAUCCACUUAUCCCUCGUUCGGCAGUCAACGACCGAACAAUCUUCUUCUCCCUUCCAAGAGGGAAAAAUUGUUAAGGAUAUAGAUGCUAUAUUGUACCUUGAACGUUGUUAUAAGGAGACGCUAAAAACAUCAGGAAUCGACUACUCAAUUCCUCAAUUGAUUUGAUGGAUGGAUAAAUUAUUCGGCGAGUCGAAACACACCCACCCUGGUUAUGGAAGAAAAUGCUGUGCAGGGUCUAUCCAAGAUCAUUCUCCUGUUUCUAUCAAUAGCACACACAGAUAUGUAUAUAUGCAUUCAAAACACAGCUAUAAGACGGGGGGCGGCAACGAAAAACAUACAAAAAAGGGUUUCGCGAAUGCAGACCCGAUUCCUCAAACUGUUUAAAACCUUUUAUUUUUUCGUUUUCGAAACGGACCCCCGGGCGGCUGUGAGAAAAUUUGAGGUGAGUUCGGGGUUAACGUUACUCAGCCACCGAAGAACGUGGGCCGCGGAACAGGAAUCAUUAGGUAUCUUGCAAGAAGAUCAGGUGUUGAAGCGAGGACAGCAAAGCGAACGGAAUGAACAUGAACUGAUGGACUGACCUGAAUAGACAAUGCCAAUUAUUUUAUGUUAUUUUUA